AACUUGUCGAGUUGAUUAAUUCACCCAUAUGGAAUCUCAAGUUGGCAUUAAUAUCAAUGGGAAACCUUUUGGUAGUGAUGCUAUAAAGUGGUCUGAUGACAGUAUAUUAUCUGUUUGUUUCGACAAUAGUGUUCACUUACUGACACCUAUUCUUGUGGGAAUAUCAUCGGAUCUUGAUAGUUGUCAACAUUCUCUCAUUAUGAAUGAUCUAUUACCUGAUAGUUAUGAUUUUGGAGAGUCUGACGUUAUUGAAAAGCCUGUCCAAUCAUCAUAUGCUAUUUCUGAAGGAUAUCGUUGUACUAAUUGGUCACCUACUGGAUUAUCAAGCAACUAUGGAUGCCUUCUUACUGUGAUUACUACUAAACAUAGAGUUCUACUAUUUGAAGCUGGCAAGGAUACCCCAAAUUGGACACUGCAUACGGAUAUGACACCAAUGUUAAGGGAUCACGUAUUGAUUCAAUCUGAAACUGAAGAAUUCUCAACUUUGGAACAAAUCAAUCAAUUUCAUUCAUUGUAUGCGGCAUGGUCACCAUAUAUUAUCAUUGAUCCAUUGAAACCCAAACCUGCUAUCAUCGCUAUUGGAAAUAAAGCAGGUGGAAUUUCUUUGUGGAGUUAUUCAAUUGCUGAUGGAUUUCGAUACCAAAUAGAUUGUCAAGUACAUACUUCUCCCGUGAAUCUAUUACAGUGGUCCAAGUGGCGAAAAUCUGGUGAAAAUUAUAUUGGAUAUCUUUUAUCAACAAGUACGAAUGGAAUUGCAGUCAUAUCAUCUGUUACCAUUCAAAUCGCAUCAUCCGCAGUUAAUUCAGUACAAAUACAAAUAUUACAUACUUGGUUCGAAGAAGACUCAGGAAUACCCACUAUCAUCAAAUUAUGGGAAGAUUCGAAAAAUGAUAUUAUCAAAAUUCUUGUCGUAAAACAAGUUAUGGUUUAUACUGCAAUGCUUCGUGUACAAAAAGAUUAUCAGCUUGUUCUGGAUUUAACCUGGUUGGAUUAUACAGUACCUAAUUCUGCGCUUGGAGUGUCUGGUGCGUACUUUGCAAAUAAUGGAAAAAGCAUUCGAUUGGUGACUCAUGAAGGUACUGGAUUGGUGCUUUCCUACAAAGACAAUAUCUUGGAUUUGGAUGGAUCAUCGUCACUUAUUGUCACUCAAAAAUUACAACGUAAAUUCAAACAACAAUGGAUGGAAGAAAUGUCAAAAUAUGAAGAAGAGGAAAUACUAUUUGGAUUCAGUUUUGGAGUAUUAUUAUGGGGCAUAGAUGCAACUCCAAAUGGAUUGUAUUCUGCCAUUUUAUUUACAUUGAAACCUUUAGUUGAUGUACAUACUUAUGUGGAAUCCAAAGACAGUACUCAUGUUGCCUUUUUACUUCAUCCCAACAUCGACAAUCAAAAGGCUUUACCAAAAUUACUGAAUGAUUUGAAACUAUAUAUUCAUGAUCCUGACUUUUUCUUUACCUAUCCGAUACAAUCCAUUCUACACGAACAACUUGAAUUUUUAUUGGAUGAAGAUAAUGAUGAACAACUGAUGGUUUGGUUACAACUUUUGAACAAUGCAAUAGACAGUUUGAAUGAAGAGUCAAGGUGGCAUUCUUUGGAUUUGACAAGAAUGGUUUACAGUAUACCCAACAUUGUUGCUUGCCAAAUUGCUGUCUACAUUAGUAUGGAAUCAAAGUCAUAUAGAUUAACUGAUACAGCUCGAGUCUAUUUGGAUGAACUCAAUAGCAAAGGUCACCAUUUUAUCAUUUUGAAUUAUCUACAAUCCGUACUUACUUUUGUCAACAAUCAAGAAGACACUUUUUGGAAAUCUUUGAAUGGUGAGGAUAUUAUUCAAUUGUUAUUAUGGUGUGACAGAGCUUUAUACGAACCUAAACCUUCAAUCCAACUCCUUACCACGGUUAAAGAAACAUAUAUCAAAUUACGAUCUUUCUUUCCCACUGAUCCUCUUGUACAAACUAUAUCAACCGAAUUCGACUUGGUGGACUCUGCUUUGGUUGGAAAGUCUCUUAUGGAUAUUGAAUUACCAUCAAGACAAGACUGCCCUGUUUGUGAAAAUUCUAUUCCUUUUUCAGUAGGUCCAAUAUGUAUUUGUAAUAUGGGUCAUUGUUUUGAUCGAUGUAGCAUUACAUUCAAGCCAAUCGUUUCUCCGUUUUAUCAAGCCUGUGUUAGAUGUGGUGCCAAACGUCGAACGAUGUCCAUAGAUGAUAUGCAACAACAGCAUAACAAACUAUCAUCAUCAUCUUCAUUAAUAGAUACUGUGCUUUCCAAUUGUUGGAAAUGUAUUGAUUGUGGAUCGGAUAUUACAGCAGUCAAGCCAUGACCCCUUCUUGUAUAGUGAAUCAUCAAACGCCUAGUUGUUAGUAUAUGUGAAUAGAGAGAGAUUGGUGUUAUCAUGCUGGCCUUAAUAAAAUUGUAUUUUUUUCAUGAAAUCAACUUCGGAAUUUGAAAAGCAAAAACCCUCAAUUUUUUAUGUAGUUGUUUUGUGUUUUUCU
Molecule: messenger RNA, 2486 nt
Organism: Halteromyces radiatus
Lineage: Eukaryota; Fungi; Mucoromycota; Mucoromycetes; Mucorales; Cunninghamellaceae
Product: transcription factor IIIC subunit delta N-term-domain-containing protein
Exons: 18
Coding region: 29-2314 (761 amino acids)
Biological process (GO): transcription initiation at RNA polymerase III promoter
Cellular component (GO): transcription factor TFIIIC complex
Molecular function (GO): histone acetyltransferase activity
Source: RefSeq, a predicted model, not a curated record